AUGCCAACUGAUUGGGAUGAUAUAGUGAAAAUCACAGAAAAACUGACGGGAAAAAAUGAAUUUCAAGGCAUUGGACUUGUAAAUUUCAACAAGACUGAGAUUUCUCACUGGAAGCAUAAUUUUCAAGAUGCCACGCAUGUUGUCCUGCAUCUGGAGCAUGCUGCAAACAAUGUGACAUGGGAGUCUCUAUAUCCAGAAUGGAUUGACGAAGAAGAAGAAACUGAAGUUCCCGUUUUCCCUUCUCUACCAAGUCUUGUACCUCCCGGGAUGAGACUAAAUGUCAUUGUUGUCAAACUGCCUUGUAGGAAUGGAGGAAAUUGGUCUAGAGACGUGGCUCGUUUGCACUUGCAGCUUGCAGCUGCUGGCCUUGCUACCUCUUUCAAAGGCAAUUACCCUAUUUAUGUGCUCUUCAUUACCGACUGUUUUCCGAUACCAAAUCUGUUUACCUGCAAAGAGCUAGUUGGACGUCAAGGAAAUGUAUGGCUAUACAGACCAAACUUGAGUAUUUUGAGAGAAAAGGUUCAUCUUCCAGUUGGUUCAUGUGAGCUUGCACUUCCUAUGAGAGGCAGAGAACUGGCUUACAAUGGAAAUGCUCCAAGAGAAGCAUAUGUGACGAUUUUGCAUUCAGCUCAUGUUUAUGUUUGUGGAGCCAUAGUUGCAGCUCAAAGUAUCCGGCUGUCAGGAUCGACUAGAGACCUUGUAAUACUUGUUGACAAGACAAUCAGUGGAUAUCACAGAAGUGGGUUGGAAGCAGCAGGAUGGAAGGUCAGAACAAUACAGAGAAUCAGAAAUCCAAAAGCUGAAAAAGAUGCUUACAAUGAAUGGAACUACAGCAAAUUCAGGUUAUGGCAGUUGACAGAUUAUGACAAGAUAAUAUUCAUUGAUGCAGAUUUACUUAUACUCAGAAACAUAGAUUUUCUAUUUGGGUUGCCGAAAAUCACUGCUACCGGUAAAUUGAAAACACUUACAUGGGGUGGAAUGCCAUGGCAUUUACAGGAUAGACAAUAUCCCUUCCAGCUUCAGAUUUUCUGUGACACUUAA
Molecule: messenger RNA, 1041 nt
Organism: Lathyrus sativus (Indian pea)
Lineage: Eukaryota; Viridiplantae; Streptophyta; Magnoliopsida; Fabales; Fabaceae
Source: the annotation of a GenBank genome assembly